CUUCUCUUAGUUCUCUGUAAUUCUUUUUUGUUUCUUCAAGGAUAUUACUGGUUAAUAGAGAGAGAGAGAGCUAUAUCAGUUCUAAAGAAUAGAAAAUGAGGCAAAUUAGUGAAGUUUUGCAUGGGUUGAAACCAGUUAUUCUAAUGGUUUUGGUUCAGUUUAUAUACUGUGGGAUGAAUGUUUUUUACAAAUUGGCUGCAAACGAUGGGAUGAAUUUGAGGGUUCUUGUUGCUUAUCGCUGGAUUUUUUCCACAGUUUUUAUAGGCCCUCUUGCUCUCAUCCUUGAAAGGAGGAAAAGACCAAAACUCACCUGGGUUAUAAUUUGUCAAGCUUUUCUUUGUGGGCUAUUUGGGGGAACGUUAACUCAAAAUUUGUACGUGAAAAGUUUAGUCUUAACAUCUGCAACAUUUGCUGCUGCUGUGAGCAAUCUCGUUCCUGCUGUGACACUAAUCUUGGCAACUUCCUUUGGGUUGGAGAAGUUGAAACUAAAGACAGUGGUGGGGAAAGCCAAGCUAAUAGGGACAUUAAUAGGAAUAGCAGGAGCAAUGCUUAUUACUUUCUACAAAGGAGUAGAAAUAAAUAUUUGGUCAACAAAUACUCAUCUUUUGAAACACAGUCAUGAUGAUCAUCUGAAAAGUCAAAAUGAUUCAGUCAAUCAAAUUUUGGGUUCUUCUAUGGCAUUGGGCAGUUGUGCUUCUUAUGCACUUUGGUUGAUAAUUCAGACUAAGAUGAGCCAGGGAUAUCCAUGUCCGUAUUCAUGUACAGCAUUAAUGUCCGUUAUGGCCUCGACUCAAUGUGUUAUUUUAUCUAUAAGCAUGGAGAGAAAUUGGAAUUACUGGAAAUUGGGAUGGAAUAUUAGGCUCCUGACCGUUGCUUACUCGGGAAUUGUGACGUCCGGAUUAGUUGUAACCCUAAUUGCAUGGUGUGUGAGCAUGAGAGGUCCAGUGUUCGUGGCUAGUUUUAAUCCUCUCUCCCUUGUGCUUGUAGCCAUUAUAGGCUCAUUGAUUCUGGAAGAACAGCUAUAUCUUGGAAGUGACAGCAUAUUAGGGUCAGUAAUGAUAGUGUGUGGAUUAUACAUAGUGCUUUGGGGCCAAAAGAAGGAAAUAAAGGAAAAAGCUAAGCUAGUGCCAACAACAAGUACACCCACUUCUCAAUUGGUUGAAGUUGUUGCUGAUGAAGAUCACUCGACACUGCCAAAGGAGAACCAACACGAUUAGCAUAUUUGAAAAACUUUUGAAAAGAAAAAAAAUACAUAUAUAGGAGCACAAAAUAGGAUCAUUAAUUGUAAGAGAUUUUCGCUAAGUGUAGGCUAUUAUAUAUGUAAUUACUUUUUUGCUUUAAAAAGCAUGAGUUAAUAUCCUUUCA
Molecule: messenger RNA, 1365 nt
Organism: Jatropha curcas
Lineage: Eukaryota; Viridiplantae; Streptophyta; Magnoliopsida; Malpighiales; Euphorbiaceae
Product: WAT1-related protein At1g25270
Cellular component (GO): membrane
Molecular function (GO): transmembrane transporter activity
Source: RefSeq, a predicted model, not a curated record